Molecule: messenger RNA, 411 nt
Organism: Eurytemora carolleeae
Lineage: Eukaryota; Metazoa; Arthropoda; Copepoda; Calanoida; Temoridae
Product: myosin heavy chain, muscle
Cellular component (GO): myosin complex
Source: RefSeq, a predicted model, not a curated record
AUGCGAACUAACUACUAUGGAGAUGGUGGUCGCUCAAUUCACGAGCUGGACAAACAGCGCAGAAGACUUGAAGUUGAAAAAGAAGAACUACAAGCUGCUCUUGAAGAGGCUGAAGGAGCACUGGAAGCUGAGGAAAACAAGGUCCUAAGAGCGCAAUUGGAACUUGGCCAGGUCAGACAGGAAAUUGAUAGGAGAAUGGCAGAGAAGGAGGAAGAGUUCAACAAUAGUCGUAAGAACCACGCUCGUGCCAUGGAGAGCAUGCAAGCUUCUUUGGAAUCUGAGCAGAGAAGCAAGGCUGAAGCCCUCAGGAUCAAGAAGAAGCUUGAAGGAGAUAUCAAUGAGUUUGAAAUUGCUCUGGACCACUCUAACAAAGCCAACAAUGAAGCUCAAAAAUCCAUCAAGCGUUACCAG